Messenger RNA from Pocillopora meandrina, 13010 nucleotides. Lineage: Eukaryota; Metazoa; Cnidaria; Anthozoa; Scleractinia; Pocilloporidae. The record is from the annotation of a GenBank genome assembly.
AAGCAGAUCAAUCGUGUGAAAGAGAUCUAGAAGGUGAAAACCAUGCCGAAUAAAAAGAAAAACAAUCAAGCAAGGAACCCUUUUUACUUCUUUAUGGUUUCUUUGCGGCCCCAACUAGAAAGGCAGGGGGUAGUUUUAGAAAAUGGCAUGAGAUCAUUGGCAGAAAUUGCUGGCCCUCGAUGGAAGGUAAGUUGGCUGAUGGUGUCAUUUAAGAGAUUCCAGGUCCGAAUAAUACCAGGAGGUUUAAAGGUUCAUUGUUUUUCAUCUCAAAAUCAAUACACAUAUGACUGAAACUUUGUACCUAGAAAGAGCUUUCUACGAAAGUGAAAGGAUUUUUGAGAAUUUCCUGUAGCAUCGCGUGCCGAGGAAUGCUUAAACGAUCUGACAGUAACUCGAACACUGGUAAAAAUAUUGGUUUAUUCUGCCAUGUGUUUUUGAGUUGUACACUGUCUAAUUGUGAAAUGAAUUUUUCCUCUUGUAUACGAGAUGCAGCAGUGAUGGGGAAGGCUUUAACAGAGAGGUUUUUUAGCCAAAGCUAUACUUUUACUAAGAAUUGUUUUUGGAAAUGGAGCGAAAACAGGGGCAUCUAUUACCUAAGAAGAACAACAAACUGUGGUAAAGUUUCCGCACAGCCCCAUACUAUUGUAAAACAAAUCUGUUUUCCCAACGGAAAUGUAUUGUUUUUGUCAUUGUUUUCUCUGUUCAAGAACUGAAUGCAUAAUGUAGGAUGGGGCUGUGCGGAAAUUUUACCCAAACUGUGGCUACUAACUGUACGGCUGUAUUUUUCAAAAUAAGCAGCUGUGGAAACAAUACUACGCUUGUCAAAUCAAAACAUGAAUACAAUGUUUUUGUAUUGUGUUUUGCAUUGUCUAAGUAAACACUAAAAGGCUGAUGUGCAAACGAUUAUAACCAUUGUCAUUUAACUUUGAACUUCAAGGAGUGACAUGCACAUAAGUUUUCCCAGCAUUGCUUAAUAUAGCCAUAUUCUAUGUUGUAAUAAGUAUAUGACAAGUUAAUGAGAAUUCCUCAAUAAACUAUUUCACAUUGAAUGUUUCAUGAUAGUGUAGUCAGAAUUGGGGAAUAUUGUCUGCCAGGAGGCAUGAUCUUGAUAAACAAUGUUCUCAGAUACUUUCUGAAGAAAUGUUGCUUGGAGAAACAAACAGCUUUACAGGAGUAAAGAAGAAGAGAAAUAAGGGAGAUAAUGUCCAGCAAAUAAAUAUAUAUACAGUAUUGACCAAGGGUGGGGUAAAGAUGGCAGGAUAUUGGCAGAGUCUUUUUUUUUUUUGUACUAUUAUGGACCUUGACUUUAUCUCAGUCCAUAAAAAAAGCAAAAAGGGAAUGAGGGCAAUAUCCAGCUAUCUUGACAGAAACAAGCUUGAUCAACAAAGGAUUAAUUAUAAAACAGUGAUUUCUCUGUUUCAACUCUAUGAAUAGACAAAUAUAAUCAUUUAUCUGUAACAACAGCAAAACGAUCUUUUUAAAAUUAGAUCAGAAUUAGAGGCGUUUGAAUUUAUAAACAAUAGCCUCAAUUUGGCCCAUAAACAUGCUUGCACAUUUGGCAGCAGAUAUGAUCUGUUUUCUGAGAACAAGCUCAAGGAGAACUGUGAGCCUACAAGAACAGAUAAAUUCCAAGGACAAAUUUACAAGCAUAUUUUUGCGCCUUCAAAUUUUUUUGUAACACUUGGGAAAAAAUGGUUUCAAAUUGUUCACUGUUUACUGUAUGUGGGAUGUUUUCUUUCCAUUAUUUUCUUGUAUGACUUUAUGAGAAAUAAAUGUCCCUUCAGUAACAAUAGCUAAUAAAAUGCUCUUUCAUCUUGAAUUAAAUUUUGAAGGAAAGCCUUUAUCAUAGUAGAUGUAAGGUUUGACAAUGGUGGAGUAUAUCACUAGGGGUAUUUCCUUGAAUAUUCUCCAGUUUUCAGUUGGGGCAUAUCCAAUCAUGAUUAUGAUGCUAGAUAUUCCCCAAUUUUACCUGGUGCAUAUUCUGUAAUAUGAUUUGUAUAAAACCAAGGAUGCAUGAACAAGGAGAUUAGAUGGAUUACAAUGUUAUUUUAAACUUGUCUUGUCUUGUUGAAUUUUUUUACUCCACCUGAUAUUUUAAGCCUAGAUAGUUUUCAUUGCUUUUGCCUUUGGACUGAAAACUGUUUAGAAAUUAAGGUUACUGUAGAAUAUUUUCUCUUGUGUGAUGACAGGAACUACCUGAGCAUGAGAAAGAGGUGUAUCAAGAAAUGGCUCGGCAAGACAAAGCAAAUAAGAAAUAUCGCCCUGCUCGAAAUGAUAAAAUGGACUGCACUGGAGAGUAUAUAUCUGUAAGUUAGUCACAGCAACUCUGAAAUAAUGCUACUUUAGGGCAAGAAGCUUCAGACCUUCUUUAGAGUCACCAAAAAUCAUAAUUAGAUUAAACCAUUAACAGGGCCUCAAGCUCAGAUUUUUUUCAAAGUUGCCUUUUGGCAAAUUAAAAUGUAAGUUGAACCUGUAUGAACCCUUUAGCCCCUAAGAGUGACCAGCAUCUAAUUUCUCUGUACUAUAUCACCCCUGAAUGAAACAUGAAAGUUAUGAGAAUAGAGAAGAUGAUCACCAACUAAAGCAGCUCUUGAUUGUAAAACAAAUUCUCCUUGUCAGCCUCUUUGCAGAUGUAUGGAGAACAGUAUGGAGAAUAUGCAUACUGAUGGUAGGGUGUAAAGGGUUAAGCAGUCACCCAAAAGGAGUGGCAGGGUGACCACUUCAUACAGGUUCCACAGAAUAGGGGUUUCAUACAAAAAAAAGAUUAAAAAUACCCUUUUAUACUAUAAUUGACCACUUAAUGUAUUCAAACUCUCUUAAAAAUACUACCAACAUUGGUUUUGGGAGAGGAAUAUGGAUUAAAUUUUACAUAAAAGAUUAUUCAUAGUUUUACUUGGGUGGUUCCCCUUAAGUGACCGUUCAAUGCAUGUGGAAGACAAUGCAAACAAGCUGGUGGGACUCAGUAAAGGAUGACCACAACUUCUUUACCCUUUCACUCCCACAAGUGACCAAGACAGAAUUUCUCCAUACAAUAUCAAUACAAUAUCAAGCAGGUAGGUGAUGGGAAUAGAGAACAAUAUCAAUUAUGGGUUUAUUAGUUGAUCCAAUACCAAAUUCUCUGAACUAACAUCAUAAGAAUUGCAUGGCAGACAGUAAGGAGAAAUACCAAUGAGAUCUAGGGAGUGAAAGGGUUGAUAGAGGUGACCACCUCAUUGAGAUGAAAAUUACAGUGAUUAGGGGGAAAAAUUUGGGACUUUGAAAACCGACUGCUAAAGCCCUAAAACAUACUGAAAACCCUUUAACUCCCAGGAACUGAUUGUUUAUUCUCCCCUCUAGCUGCUACAUAUUUCCUUGUAAAUUAGUAAUGAGAAUUUGGUGUUAGAUCAAGACAACAACUUCUUCCUAAUAGGUUUGUGUAUUCUCUUCACCUGUUUGUUGGAUAAUAUAUGGAUACUCUAAGGAGAAAUCACAUAUUGAUCACUUUGGGGAGUUAAAGGGUUAAUGCAGUAUGACUGCUUAAUUCAGUGCCACUUAACGCUAGUGUGACUGUAUUUACAUAUCAUACUUUAAACCAAUGAAGAGAUCUACUGUAGCAUCCAUUUUACAUGACAGUAUAUUUUUUUAUUUGCCUGUUUGGUCAGAUAUGAUACUAAACAAUUUUGCAGGAUAUUUACCUCACUGUUUUGCGGUCUGGUAGAUAUCCGACACUUACAUUAACAUUGAGGUGAAUAAUUGUUUUAGUAUACACCACAUAGAUACCCCAAAAUCAGUUUAUUUCUUUCAAUAUACUGCAAAAUAAUCAGAAAUUGAACUCUUGACAUAAGGUUUUGUCUGUUUGGCUGCUUAGAAGUGAAUAGUACCAGCUAUUCACUUUCCAACUGGCUAAUCAGAGCAGGCAAAGACCACUAUUCACUUGUGUGGUAUAUAUGCUAAUAUGAGUUCUUUUAAUUACAGAGACGUGUAGAUACUGUAAGUUUGAAUGAAAAACGAAGGAAAGAAGAAAGAGAAGAAGUAAAGAGAGGUUGGUUACCGGGAAGAGGUGAGAGGAUAAAAUGCUGUGUCAACAAUACUGCUAUUUCUAUGGGACUGUGAACAUAUGAAAAUCAUAUUUGUGAACUGUGGUUUAAGGAAUGAAUAUGAAAGCAGUCUAUGCAGUAAUGAUCACUUCUUGCAUGUAAGCAGUAGUGAAAAUAAGGCCUGAAAAAAAUUCAGACCUGCAUGGGAUUUGAACUCAUGACCUCUGUGAUACUGUAUAGUACUCUACCAACUGAGCUAACAAGGCAACUGGGAGCUGGUCAAUAGGUUGGUUCAUAAUAAACCUGUGAAGUGAUGAAUGCAUGUGAUUGUGACUGUAUGAAAACCAUGUAUGAGAAUUGUGGUUUAAGAAAUUAAUAUGAAAGGGACCUUUGCAGUGAUGAACACUACUUGAGCAGUAGUGAAAAAGCUCCCAGCUCACAUUGUUAGCUCAGCUGGUAGAGCACUGUACUGGUAUCACAGAGGUCAUGGGUUCAACUCCCAUACAGGCCUGAAUUUAUUUUCACUACUGCUUAUACAAGUAGUGUUCCUUACUGUGAAGAUCGCUUUCAUUUUCACUACUAUUUGUCUCUUACUGGUAUUUGUCAUGCCAGUAACUCCAAAGCACUAUUUUCCAAUUUCUCUGACAACUGCUAAGGCCUUAAUACUUGUAGAAUACUAUGAUCUCUGUCUUCCAUUGCUACUUUGAGUAAUCAUCUCCCACUGUUUAAAUGAUGGUGUUAUUUUUUUUUUGUUAACUGAACUAUACAAUUAAACCAUUCACAGCCUUGAAUCAAUUUACCAAUCUUAACUGCUUGUAGAGUUUCUCAAAUCAUUAAAAAUUUAACCUCACUUGGUUGUCUUUUGGUCUUUCAGCCAUAUGUGAUGAAAAGUUCUAUAUGAUCGGGUUCAUGUCCCUGUACGAUCUUCCCGAUGAAGGAUUCCUUCCUUGUGAGUUAGGUGUAGUGGAAUAUUCGCUGAAUGGAGGAAUAAUGCGGAAGAUGCACUAUUUUAUCAAACCUGGUAUGUACUUUCUUACUUUCAUCCCAUCAGAAAUUUCACUGAAAAUUUAAUAUGCAAGCAAGCAGCAACUCACAUAAGCUAUGCCUUCAUUACAUAAUUAGCCUGCAGAGACUGCAUGAUUUUGGCUCAGGAAGUGCUCAGCGUUCUUGUGUGUGCUUUGAGCAUGAACUUGCAGCAUUGUGAGGAGUGGCUGCUCAUCACUCAGGCAGUUUUCCCCACCCCUUCCCUCCCUCUUUCCACUGUUUAUUCAGUGUGAUGGGUGCCUGUUACCCUUUCCUGUGUGGGGGCUUAUGGAUGGGUUGCCAGGAUUUGCCAGCCAUGGGAGAAGUCUCCAUCUAAGAGCUGUCUCCAUCUAGGAGCUGACUGCCAGUAGUGGAAGGUCCUCAAUGUUUCAGGUACCCAACCUCCACUUAGCAAUGCAUUUGUUAAUUAGCAAAAGUUAUAGCUGCAUCUUUGAUUCGUAUAGCAGCAGAAGGCUGGAGAGUAAAAAAAAUUUGUCCUUACAAAUUUGAAUGAAAGAAGAGGGAAGGGACUGAGGAAAUAGAAAUUUCUUUUUCCUGCCCCUUCUCCAAACAUCCAAUCUAACUCUGAAUGAAUCACGAGCUUUUUUUCUUCAAAGUGCAAAAUCAAAUUAUGAUGAUUUCGGUUUUUACAGGUGAAAUUAGAGUAGGCCUUCGGUACACAGCUGUGAGUACAAGUAAGUACAAACUCUGUAUGUUGACAUCAUUUUUGUUUAUUAUUAUGAUUUAUCAUUGAAGACUCAGAUAAUAUGCAAAUAUAUGCAUUAUUGACCAAGUGUGAGGUCUUAAAGAUGGCUGGAUACAAAUGUAUUUGCCAAGUCUUUCUCCUAUGUAUUUUAUGGACCAAGACAAACAGGAGUCUACAACGUAAAAUUUCCUAGGGAAACUGGAGCCACUUAGAAAGGAGACUGAGGCAUGUUUGGUCUUCAAAACUACAUGUACCAGCCCAGUAUUCCAAACUUCUCAUUCAUUGUCUGAAAAUGGGUUACUUGUCCUCAACCUCAUGUCCUUCACUGUUUAGGUGAAAGAACUCAUCAGAUCCCAGUUGAAGGUUUGGCAAAAAGAGAUGACAGCCACCACAAGAUCUGGCUGGAUCUGUUACGCUUUGUCAAUCCAGAGCAAACUCCAAUUUUUCCUCCUGUGUAUUGCAGGGUAAGUCUUGUAAAUUAUUCUUGGAAAUUCAUUAACGAGAAGGAUGGAUGCCUUGUAUCACAAACUUUGACAUGCUCUUUAAAUGUUGUUAAUCCUUUACACCUUAACAUCAGUAUGUGUUUUCUCCCUACUGUUCUCUAUACAUUUCCCUAGAUCCUGACAAUGGGAAUUUGCUGAAAAAUCAAGAGUUUCUUUGUUUGGAUAUCAUUUCCUUUAUUACCAUGACCUUGAUUUGUGAUUCAGGGGUGAUAUUAUAAGGAGAAAUUAGAUGCUUUUCACCCUAAGGCAGGGUGUAAAAUUAAUAUUUUUUCUGAUAGCCACUUGGCUCCUAAAUUCUUCAAAGUGGUAGCCAAUUAAAAAAAGUUGGUCACCAUUUUCAAAGACAAACGAAACCUUUUUUAUUAUGUCAGCGCUCUAGAUAGACCCUCUAAAAUUAAGGUAGGAAAAAGAUCUUUAACCUGCCACAAAGUGGACACUAGGAUGGAGGAUAUACAACGUUCAAGCUCACUUACAUCCUAAAUCCAAGAUGGCGUUUAGCUAUUGAUCAAGAUGCAUGUGCUAUGUUUUGUAAACAAACCUAAUGAGGAAGUUUGCUGCGGAUUUAUCUUUUGCAAAUCUUUUUAAUUCACCAUAUCUCUAAGUAAGGUUAUGAUGAAACAUUCUAGUCGCCAAUUUGGCAACUAAUUUUUAGGAUUUGGUCAACAAAGUAAAAACCGCAAUUUCACACCCUGGCCCUAGGGUCAAAAGGUUAAAUAUGCUGAAGCUACACUGGACCAACUAGAACGAUCAGCUUGCCAAUGGUGGCAUACACUUAAUAUACUGUAACAUUUGCCACUUUUAAAAAUUGACUAAUUAAGCUGGUUUAGCUCUGACCACUUGUAAUGGCCUUCCCCGUGAGCGCUAUUAAAUUUCUUCUAAGCAUAAGGUGAAUAUUGGUGACCCUUGCAAAACAAAAGUGAUGUUUAAAGUAUACAACAGAAUAAUGGUUGAUAUUUAUGAUUUUUAGUGAGGAGUAAAAAGAACUUACUUGAUUUUUAUCUCUCACUUUUCAGAUAUCAGAAACAAAACAAACUGAGUAUUGCCUUCAGUGGUUGGCUAGAAAAGCAGGUAAGACAACAAGAAACAGAAUAGAUUUGUUAGGAAAAUUCCUUAUUUACUCAGCAGGGUAGUUUCACCUUAUCCUUUUAUCUCCCGAUAGUGAUAGACCUGCAAUUUCCAACUUCUCCCUAGACUAUGAGUUGUCCCUUAUUUUUUUUGGCAAAGUCUGUCGAAAAAAAUCAGUAAAAAAAUAUUAAUGUUAGCGUACUUCAGCAUUCUUUCCAAAUAAACGUAAAGUGCAGUACAGCUGUAAGCAUGUCAUUAUUUGAUUAUAAAUAAUUUAUCUCAUUUUGCACUAGUUUAGCACACAUGCAUAGUGCAGACCUAAUUUUUACUGUUGGAGAAGGAUAAUAGGGAAUAAAACAAUCAAAGCAUUUUGAUAAUUUUAAAACAAAGAAAAAUUGAACCACAACAUAUGUUUUCUUGACACUGUGCAUUACAUGCAAUCUCUAGGAUCUUAGAAGAAAAAAAAUAAAUGUAUAUUUUAAGAUUCUUAAAGGGAACAUCAUGUUAAUUGCAACAAUAAUAUCAAUUUGUUGCCAGUUAAUCAGAAUUAAUCAGACAAAAUUUGAAUUAAUUAUUAUAGAAUCAGUAGUUAUAUAAUGUAGUUGUUGAAUAAUACAAUGUUGUACCCUUGAAGAGUUCAAAAGUUCUUAUAAUGUUAGUUUGGAGAAUUUGAUAUUGGAUCAACUAAUAAUCCCCUUAUUAUUAUCUUUUCUCAUCACUUGUCUGCUUGAUAUUGUAUUGACAUUGUAAGGAGAAAUUCUGUCUUAGUCACUCAUGGGUUACCAGUAAAGUAAAAGAGUCAAUUGUAAUUGCUGAAAAUUUUCUUAAACCCAUCUCUGGAAUCAAAAGGCCAGGAUCUGCUUGACCCAGUUUCACUGAGAUGAAAGUACAGGUAAAUUUUCCAUAGCCUCCUUCUUUGCAGAGUGUUUACCAACCCCAUCUACCAACCAGGUGAAGAACUUACUGAUCAUGUGACUGUGGGAUUUGCUGUCUUUAUUUCAGAAAUGCCAAACAAAUUGAAGAAAGUGUACGAGUUAGAAGGAGUAAUAUGUGACUUACACUCACAUUUCACGGCUGAAUCUGGUAGUACCAUGGGGAUUUCCAAGUCAAAGGCAACAGAGCUUAUCUCCAGUACUAUUUUUGAUUAUGAACCAAAUUCAAGGUAUUUGUUUGUCACUUUGUCUUGCAAAUGUUUCUUUUCCUUUCCAUUUUUUUUCUAAUUCCAUCAUACUUCCUUCAGACUCCUCUUCAAAAAUUUUGGAUUAUGAAGCUAAUUUCAAAAUAUAUUUUGGCACAUACAGUAUCCUAUUUCCCAUGCCCCAUCUUCCUUUUUUCCUUCCCUUUUUUUAAAAUUCUUUUAUCCUUUGCCCAGACCCAAAGAAAAGGGAAAGAAAAAUGUAAAUCUUUAUGCUACAGUUAUAACUGGCUGAUCCAGUUGUUGUGUACAAAAUGAUGUAUAAGCCAGAGGCCUUUGCUAAAUCAUUUAGAACUAAAUUGUUCAAAUCAAACAAAACUUGGUUUAAAGCUCUUGCUACCCAGCAGGAAGUGAAAGCAGUUGGCUAUUUUCAGCAUGAAAUGGUUCUUCUCAGGACUAUGAAGAAACAAACCCAAGCUAGAAGAGCUGAACUGGGCAAACUAAUGCCUUUCCCAUGUGUCUUGGAAAUUUAAAUUAUUAUGCCCUCAGACAGUCCUCAUCGAAGCCUGCAAUACAAUACAUUGUUGUACGAUUGUUGUUGUUGUUUUUUAUUAAAUCUCUUUUUUCUCAAUGCAUAAAAGGAAAACUGACUAUUUUUUUUAAUUUUCCAGGUGUGACUGGCAUGAAAAACAGGAAGUAAAGUUCUGUGCUUUGGGAACAGUCUUGCGAUACUGGUAAAUAAAAAUUGAAGAAUUAAGAUGGGUUGCACUUGUUGCCUUUGUAACUAUUGUUUUACAAAGUUUAUCCUGUUCUGUAUGGAUAAGUGAGAGCCUCCUGGUUAGCAUGUGGGACAAGCCAGGUUUAAGCCCUGGCAAGAUCACUUUUGUUGGAUACUUGGGCAGACACUUAACACUUGACCCAUCCAGUUAUCUAAUUGGGUAAAAAAAAUGGUGUAGAUGGGUAAGGUAACCACAUGAUGGACUGGCUUUUUAUCUAAGGAGGAAUAGCCUUACUGGUAGUUGCUUCAUGCUACUGAAACUGGGCCAAGCUUUCAACUAGUAGUAUGGGCUGUGCGACUCAUAAGCUGAGGACCUUUUGUUUUCAUUUUUUUUUCCCAAGCUACUGCAUAUCAGAUUUCUUGUGCUCAGUUUAUGGAAUCCCACUGACUCCAAACCAUGUACCAGAAAGACCAGAUGGAGUCUUCUGUACUGUGAUUAAGCCUGCAGAUAGCAAAGGAUCAUCCUCUCGAGAAGAAACACAGCCCAGAUAUUCAAAUAGACCUGUGGAAGAUAAUAGGCCUUUUGCCUCAAGAGAUUAUUGCUAUUCUAAUGGUGGAGCCAGAAGUAAAGGUAAGGUAGUUUUCGUUUUCAUCUGCCUCACUAUACAGAAUAUCCACUGAGGCUCUUUAACUUUAUGUCCAACAGGCAUAAUAUACACACAUACUAGUUCUUUUUAAACCUUUUCUUACCCUACCUACAUUUUAUGUUAAGCUCUCUGGUCAAAUUUCUUGUAUCGGUGAGUGAUGUAGAUUUGAAGACAUUUGAUGAUAUAAAAGGUGAUGAGCAUUACCCAAGGGAAGUAUGAAGACAGAAAUAAUUCCGAAUUUGCAUUGAUUCUUGUUUCAAAAUGAGAAGUUUCAAGUUAAAACUCACUCAAGUAUGGUGAGAUGAACACCACUGAUUAAAAAAAAGUUUGAGUACAGCCCCAUCUAUGUUCACUUCUAUGAAGUUGGAGGUGAAAAUGAUACUUUUCCCCGCUCUUUACAGUUUAAAUUAUUGUUGAAGUCAAUAGAGCUGUUUUGUUCCUCUUAAUUUUCUUAUAGGUCUUUCCAGUAAUCAAGGUGUGUAUACUCGCUCAGGACCCACCUAUGACCAACAAAGUCUGCAUGAUGACAGUGAUGAUGACACUGUAUACACGAGGAGAGCUCAAGCACCACCACAGUCUACAGCUUGGCAGUUUCCACAAAGUCGUCAGGCCCAAGCCCAGCAACCAACAUCUACCUUUGGAGUGGGUAGAGGAAGGGGAAGGGGACGUGGUAUCCAACUGUCACAGCCUCUUCGACGACCAAACAUUCCCGGCAUGGCAGCAAGAGGAGUCUUAGCUCAUCAAGGUAGGUCUUGAAUAGAUAAUUUAUUUGCCAGUGUUUGUUACUACCCAUUGGCUAACUGGGCAACUUCCAUCCAAUUGGUACAUAGGGCAGCAACGAAGGCUCUCCACUCCUGUCUGUUUUGGGCCAGCUUGGUGAUGAUGCUCCAUGUGUGGUUCCAGACUUUGAGCUCUCCUUCCACUUUAAGAAGCCAAGUGUUCGUUUUUGCCGGACACAACUUUGGAUGAUUCUAGGCUAUUUUCAAUUUUUCCUCUACCCCUUGAAGAAGUUGAGUUGGGCGUGACUUAAGGGUUAUUUGACCUCAAAUUACAUGUAUAAGGGCAAUCAUAAUUUUUACUCUAAUGAAAUUAUAACCGUAACACUCUAACAUCAGUAUGCAUAUUAUCCGUAAAGUUGUCUAUGGUGCUUAUUAGAAUAGUUUUUGUAACAAUCAAGAGCUUGUUUAGUUAAUAAUCAUUUCCUAUAUUCGUGGGACCUUAAGGUUUGCGAUACGUGCCCUUUGAUUGGCUCUCGGCUUCUUCAACUAGCUUGUGAAAGAAAAUUUAUUUCGCACCAUUUAAAUGUGUAAAUUUCAGUUUGUAUAUAAUCUCGCUAAGUAACAUUAGCGGUGUGAUGUUGUUAUAUUUCUUUUUGUUCUCGUCUUGCUGUAGAAACAUCUUGGAGCAGUAUUGCUAUCACGAAUAAAGCGCCACCCCUUGAAGGUAAUACGACAGCAUGGGCCGGAACAGAUUUUCCGCCACACCCAGUUGGCCGAGGUGCAUCACGACCAUUGAACAAUCAACCACGGGCCUAUGCUGGGGCAUUGAAUCCACCAGCUGCCGCUCAGGCACCAAUGCCGCCAACAGCCUGGCAACAACCAGCUUGGCAACAACCAGCCUGGCGACCAGGGGGUGGUGUAGCAUCACAGAUGAGUUCCCUUUCCCUGGAUGACUGACACUUUCUUCAGAAAUGUGUAAAUUUCACCAUGUCUCUUUGCAAGGCGUACUCUUUCAACAGAGUUAUGAAAUUUUCCUUCAUGUGAUCAGUAUGCUUAAAUCCUGAAAGCUCUGCUGAAAAAGAGAAAUCAGUCUAUGACGCCUUUCUACGAAAUAUAUUACCUAUAAUUUUGAUCUUUAAGAAAUCGCCAUCCCUUAUUUUUGAACCACAUAGUUCUAAGCCUAACGCACUAUCUUUUUUCGUAUAAUAAACUGAAUUCCACCUGCAUUUUGAUGGGUUCUCAAAAACGAUCUAGUAGAUGACGACACCAUGAACAACAGUUUUACUUCUUACUUAUGUAGUAAAAAUAGAUUCCUUAUUGCCGUGUGUCUGUUUAGUAAUAACCACGACAGGACAAAUUGCCCAAUUCUAAGUUACACACGUUUACAGCUGUGCUACAACUUUGCUCACGUGUUACAUAAAAGUACACUCGUUUUCAGCCAAUCAGAAGCGCGUAAUUUUUUUCAGGUACAUUAGCAAUGCAACAAAUGGGAAAUACAAAAUCCUUUUUUAAGAUUAUUUCUAACAGCUAUAAUUUAAUUUAUGUCAUUAUAUAGAUACUGAUGAAAUACCAGGAUAUUCCCUUUUACUGAAAAGUCAUAUCUUCAUCGCGCGCAGUGAAGAUACUAUUUUUAUCUUUCACGUGUGAGGAUAUUGGUGUUGCCGUGGUAACUAACAUGAUUAGCCAAUUACAAGAGAGCUUCCCGCUCAGGCACGUGGCCGGUUCGCACGUAUCCCCGCGCGGCCAUGUAAUAUCCUCUAUUUCUUAUUAUAUAAUAAGCUCAGUUAUGCACGCAUUCUGAUUGGUUCUCACUAAUGAUCUAUUGGAGGAUAGACGUAUAGAUGACGUCAUCAUUAAAACCUUUUCUAAUUCUUUAUUAUAUAAAACAAAUAGAUUCCAAGUUGCCGUGCGUCUGUUCAGUAUUAGAUCACAGAAGACGUCAAAAUGCAGUAAGAACAUCAGUGACACACUCGGCUGCGCCUCGUUUCCCCCUUUUUGGUUCUUACUGCAUUUUGACGUCCUCUGUGAUGUAUUACUGAACAGACGCAGGGCAACUUGGAAUCUAUUUGUUAAAUUUAUGUUGUGGUUAAGAUAUAUAGUUCUCAUUAUAAUGUUCACUUUUAAUAGCUGGAAUAAUUUGUAAAGUACUUCAAACUUUGUUGUUCACUAGUUUCUUGUUACCACUGAAAAUAGAUGAUUGAUUAUGGAAAAAAAUUUCAGAUGAUUUUAAAAUUUAUGGGGAACUGAAAUCAUAGCCUUAAUCGUUUGUUUAUUGUCGUUAAUUUCCUUGUUUUUUUUGUCAAAUAUUGUAUAAAAACGUACUAUGGUAUUGAUAAGUGUUAUGUUUAAGUAAAGAACAACGUUUUGAAAGGAACGUAAAAAACUUGAAUCGCUAGAUAGACAACUAUUAGCUUCGUAAAAAAGGCGGUUAUUCAUCGUGGUGAAUAACAAUAAAAGGUCAGUUUUUUCGUUUGUCUC